AUGAAGAUCCACCAGAUGAAGAAGCGGAUUGCAGUGGCGGCAGAGGCCAUCUCCAACGCCGCCGACAUCGAGGUGCCGGUGGUGCCCAAGACCGACUAUGCCGAGCGGCUCAUCGGCAAGGCCAUCGAGGGCAACCUGCUGUUUGAGCAGCUGACGCUGCCUGCCAAGCAGGCCAUCAUCCGCAGCAUGACGCCGCAGGCGGUGCGGGCAGGGGACGUCAUCAUCAAGCAGGGCGACACCGAUGCCAGCAAGUUUUACGUGCUGGAGCGGGGCGCCGCCGAUGUGCUGCUGUUCAAGGAGGAGUGGGGGGAGGAGCGGGCGGUGCACUCCUACCAGCCGGGCAGCGGUUUCGGCGAGCUGGCUCUCCUGUACUCUGCGCCGCGCGCCGCCACGGUCAAGGCCACCGCCGACGGCAAACUGUGGGUGAUGGAGCGCACGGUGUACGCCGCCAUCAAGCGCACCGAUCAGCAGCAGGUGGCGGCGGAGAAGGCGCGGCUGGUGGAGCAAGUGCCGCUGCUGGCGGUGCUGGCGCCGGAGCACAAGCAGGUGGUGGCGGAUGCUCUGGAGCUAGUGGAGUUUGGGGCUGGGGAGGCGGUGUUCGGGCAGGGCGAGGCAGCAGACCGCUUCUACCUGCUGCGCGAGGGCACGGUGGUGAUGACCAGGGAUGGGCGGGAGGUGGGGCGGGUCAGGGAACAGGCCUACUUUGGUGAGAAGGCGCUGAUUGACGACGCGCCUCGCGACGCCACAGCCACAGCCGACGGCUACGUGGUGUGCUACACGCUGGGGCGCAAGGCCUUCCACGAGCUGCUGGGCCCCAUCGAGGAUGUGCCCAUCCUGUCCAACCUGUCCGAGCAGCAGCUGUUCCAGCUGGCGCGCUGCAUGGCCAACCGCUCGUUUGGGGCGGGGGAGGUUGUGUUCCGGCAGGGCGAGGCGGGGGACACCUUCUAUGUGGUGGAGGAGGGCAGCUUCAGCAUCACUGACGGCGCCGGCAGGGAGCUGGCCACGUGCGGCAGGGGCAACUGCUUCGGAGAGCUGGCGCUGCUGAACAACGAGGCCAGGGCCGCCACGGUGCAGGCCGCCACCGCCGCCAAGGCCCUGGCUUGCACCCGCGCCGACUUUGACACCCACCUGGGCAGCCUGGCCGAGAUACGCAACAUGUGGCGGUUUGAGGCGCUGCGCAAGGCGAGUCGGGCGGCGGCGGCGGCGCCGCGCGGUGUGGCGGCGGCCGGGGGGUCUUUGCGUGCUUGCCACGUGGCAGCGGCGAUGGCGACGGUGCCGCUGCUGACGGCGCUGAGGCCGCAGCAGCGGCUGGCGCUGUGCACGGCGUUUGGCAGCCGGGUGGUGCCCGCGGGUCAGGCCGUGAUUCGCAAGGGCGAGGAGGGCGACACCUUUUACAUAAUCGAGGAGGGCGGCUGCACGGUGGUGGGAGAAGAGGGCCAGGAGCUGGCCAAGCUGGGCCCCACCGCCUACUUUGGGGAAAGGGCCCUGCUGCGGAACGAGCCGCGCGCCGCCACCGUGCUGGCAGCCAGCGGUGAGCGGGGCGAGGCGGCGGCGGCGGCGGCGGCGGCAGCACCGCUCUCCCGAGCGCUGUCCCGCUCCCAGCCGCAAUGCCUGGCCUGCAGCAGCAGCCGGAGCUUGGCAGGUGGCCCGCCAGCGCGCCCUGUGGCCUCGCCUUGA
Molecule: messenger RNA, 1677 nt
Organism: Chlorella variabilis
Lineage: Eukaryota; Viridiplantae; Chlorophyta; Trebouxiophyceae; Chlorellales; Chlorellaceae
Exons: 13
Coding region: 1-1677 (558 amino acids)
Source: RefSeq, a predicted model, not a curated record